AUGAGUCACAAAGGAUUGAUAUAUAGCUUUGUUGCAAAAGGAGGUGUUGUUUUAGCUGAACACACGUCGUUCUCCGGAAACUUCAGUACCAUUGCUGUUCAAUGCUUACAGAAGUUACCUUCUAGUAGCAGCAAGUACACAUAUGCUUGUGAUAGCCACACCUUUAACUUCCUACUUGACAAUGGAUUUGUGUUUCUUGUUGUUGCGGAUGAAUCGGUUGGGAGGAGUAUGCCUUUUGUGUUCCUUGAACGGGUGAAAGAAGAUUUCAAGCAGCGUUAUGGUUCAAAUAAUAAGAUUGAAGGCCCACAUCCUCUUGCUGAUGAUAAUGAAGACGAUGACUUAUUUGAAGAUCGAUUUAGCAUUGCAUACAAUCUUGACAGAGAAUUUGGGCCAAGGCUUAAGGAGCACAUGCAAUAUUGCAUGGAGCAUCCAGAAGAAAUAAGUAAGCUUUCCAAAUUGAAGGCCCAAAUCACGGAGGUCAAAGGUGUGAUGAUGGACAAUAUUGAGAAGGUUUUGGAUCGUGGGGAGAAAAUUGAACUUCUGGUGGACAAAACAGAAAACCUGCAGUUCCAGGCUGACAGCUUCCAGAGGCAAGGAAGGCAACUGCGACGUAAGAUGUGGCUGCAAAGUCUCCAAAUGAAACUAAUGAUUGGAGGAGGAAUCCUUAUCCUGAUCAUCAUACUAUGGCUAAUUGCCUGCGGAGAUGUCACCAGAUUGGAAGAUCAGUUCACAAAGUUGAUGGCUGAUCGGAAGACUGAAUUCCAGACAUCGUUGUCAUCUAUGUACACCGACAUCGCCAAGUUACAAGCUUCAGUGGCGAUGCUCAUCAACCACGUCAAAGUGUCGACUACUAACCCAUCCUCCACAACUACUGUUCUUAUUAUUGACAGGGAUUCGAUUGUGGCUGUGCAAUUGUUCAAUAUGCAUGAGACAAUCCUUUUCCACUCGCUGCUAGUUUGA
Molecule: messenger RNA, 960 nt
Organism: Prunus armeniaca (apricot)
Lineage: Eukaryota; Viridiplantae; Streptophyta; Magnoliopsida; Rosales; Rosaceae
Source: the annotation of a GenBank genome assembly